Symbiodinium necroappetens is the source of this 1248-nucleotide messenger RNA. Lineage: Eukaryota; Dinophyceae; Suessiales; Symbiodiniaceae. The record is from the annotation of a GenBank genome assembly.
AUGUUCGUCUGCCUAGCAGAAUCGAGAGUGCCGGAAGAAGUGUUGCCACGCAUGGUUGGCUCGAUGAGGCGGAAGUACAAGAAAGAGCCGACCCCGAGCUUCGACGCAGUCUCGAGGAUGGGCAUGGCAGCGUCACUUGUCGUUGCCGGUAAAGUGCUGUGGACGCUAGCGGCUGACAGCGAUCUCGUCGAGACCCAGCUGGGCAGCUCGGCACUGCGAUUCGAGGAAGGCGACCUUCUACAGGUUGAGGCAAAGGUGGAUGCAGCCUGGCUUUACGGACAUGCUGCCAAGGUGACCGGGCAGCGCAAGCAAGUCAUCAGGCAAGGCAGCGAGGUGAAGGCCAAGAGCAGCUACCAGCCUGAGGACGCCUUGGAGGACAGCAAGGGGAUAGGCUGGUUGUAUGGCCGCACGCUGAAGGCGCCAAGCGAGUUUGGCUUCUUCCCCGAGACAUGCCUUGAGAGGGAGCUGCCCUCCGUCGGACCAGGCUUCGGCCUGCGCUGGGCCGCGGCUGGCCGCCGCCGGGAUGGCCUCCUGGACGCAAGGCGCACAAGCUUUCGAGCCAGACAGAGCUCAAGAGCCAAAUGCGCCAAGCCGACCGCAAGGGAAGCCAGUCAGGCAGAUGCUGAUGCAGAGGCUCCUGGGCAAAUCGAGGUGGCGACACCUCAGGACAAGCUGCCAUUUGAUGCCGACAUAGUGAACAAUGAUGAGGAGAUCCCCACAAAGGCCACGCAGGCUGCAAAGGCCGCUGUAAUCGGAGCCGAUCUCUUGAAGGAUUACGGGGAGUGCAGGCUGGCGAACACGAAGAACGCCUGGCACAGCAAGCUCUCGAGGGCGAGCACUUUGGCACGGUCUGUGGGCCUGGGCACGCCCUGCAUCGACCGAUGGGUUCUGGCAGGACUUCAGGACCUGGUUAAGGCACAUCAGAUCGAAGAUCCCCAGGUGUUCUUGAAAAGUUUUGUGGGGUACAUGGGAUCCAGGAUGGAAGAUAACACGGCAGAUCCUGGAUCCGUCCAGGACAUUCCAGGUGAGCCCUUCUUGCCAGCAGGGCUUUUUGAGGAGACGUCAGAGGUGUUGUUGGAGAGGACGUCGAAGAAGAGCAAGCGGAAGAGGAAGGAGAACAGCGUGAACAAAUGGCGGAGGGCUAUCCCAGAAGGUCCGGGCUCUCUUUCUGCGAUCUUCGAGGAGGAAGAUCAAAGGCCACCAGAGGAGCAGAGCCGCGUUCAUGCUCUCCACCUCCAGCGCCGAUAA